UUUCAUCCAUGAUCCCGCACCCCUGGUGCAGGAAAUGGAUGACAAAGUUGUCAGUCCAGAGAAAGCAGAAGAAGCCAAGAUAAAGGUCAUGCAUCCCAAUCUUGGAGCUAGACCGGGAGGUUCAGAUUUUCUGAGAAAACGACUUCAGAAAGGGCUAAAGUAUUUUGAUUCUGGCGAUUACAACAUGGCCAAGGCCAAAAUGAAGGAUAAACACUUGCCAUCAGCCCCAACAGAGAAGGCUCAGAUCACAGGUGGUCACAUCCCGACACCUCAGGACCUGCCUCAGAGAAAGACCUCUAUUGCGACAAGCAAACUGGCUGAGAGAUGA
This is a messenger RNA of Nerophis ophidion (straightnose pipefish), 328 nucleotides long. RefSeq names its product cAMP-regulated phosphoprotein 19-like. The record is from RefSeq and is a predicted model, not a curated record. Gene Ontology annotation, cellular component: cytoplasm. Gene Ontology annotation, molecular function: protein phosphatase inhibitor activity. The transcript has a single exon. The coding region runs from base 35 to 328 and encodes 97 amino acids. NCBI's taxonomy places the organism in Eukaryota, Metazoa, Chordata, Actinopteri, Syngnathiformes, Syngnathidae.